Molecule: messenger RNA, 588 nt
Organism: Plasmodium gonderi
Lineage: Eukaryota; Apicomplexa; Aconoidasida; Haemosporida; Plasmodiidae
Exons: 6
Coding region: 1-588 (195 amino acids)
Source: RefSeq, a predicted model, not a curated record
AUGUAUCGAGAAGAAUUAGAAAAGCAACGAUUAAUGCAAAGACAUGAAAAACAUGUGAAAAAUAGGGUAAUCGAUAAUGUAAUAACUGAUGUUACAUAUGCAGGACAAGGAAAAACAUACCUCAGGAAAAAUGAAGCUGCGUUCGAGGAUUACAAAAUGAGAGAGAAGGGAAAACUCAAAGAUCUUAUCAAAAUUGAAAAUAAGCGGAAGGAUAACCUAGAAAGAAACGAAAAAAGAUGGGAAAUGGCAGAACUAAAUGCACAAAAAGAAAAAGAAAAAACCUGUGCUCUCCAAAAAAUGCCAUUCAAAAGCGAAAAGAAUAAAACUAAGUGCCAACACGACAUCAUUAAUCACGGAUAUCUCAACUAUGAAGAAUCCAUGAAACUAGAAAUGAAAAAAAACAUGUGUUUGAGCAACAGGAGAAAUUACCUGUCCCAAAAGAUAAGCGGGUCGUACAAUCCCAUCACUGGUUCGUUCUCUUUUCAUUUAUGCUUCAACACAUGUCUCACUUUGCAAACAUCUAAAUUUUUAUGUCUCCUUUUGUUUUCAUUCCAUCAUUGCUACGCUGUCAUUUUUUCCAUAAUUUGA